Molecule: messenger RNA, 1173 nt
Organism: Drechmeria coniospora
Lineage: Eukaryota; Fungi; Ascomycota; Sordariomycetes; Hypocreales; Ophiocordycipitaceae
Exons: 1
Coding region: 1-1173 (390 amino acids)
Biological process (GO): polyphosphate catabolic process
Cellular component (GO): cytoplasm
Molecular function (GO): endopolyphosphatase activity; phosphatase activity
Source: RefSeq, a predicted model, not a curated record
AUGAUCACCAUGUCGGUCCCUCACCUCGCUCUCCAUCGGGCCAUGGUCUGCUCCGGAGCGCUUUUUUUCAUCACCAGCGUCUGCUUCGGAACCAUGAUCCUUCUCAACCAGCCGACCGAUGACCCAGCCCCCGUCGCCACCGUCGAUGCUCCCGACGACGCCGCCGCCGCCGCCGCCGACCUCGACUUCGACCCUCUCCUCGCCCCUACCUUUGCCGACAUGCCCAUGUCCUACGGCGGCCACGGACGUCCACACUUUGAGAACCUGAAACCAAUCAGCGAUCUCCCCAGUCAGUUCGUGCCGACGGUGAAGAAUAAACGCAGGCUCAUCAUGAUUGGCGACAUCCACGGCAUGGACAAGGAGCUGGCCCAGCUCCUCGAUCGUGUCCGCUUCGACGAGGCGGCCGAUCACCUCGUCGCCGUAGGGGACAUGGUCACCAAAGGCCCCAGCUCUGCCGCCGUCGUCGACCGCCUCAUGGCCCUCAACGCCAGUGCCGUCCGCGGCAACCACGAGGACAAGGUCCUUCUCGUACGUGCCGAGCUCGAGGAGCGCAAGGGCGUCAGCGAAGCACUCGCCGGCGACAUCACUGACUUUGACCGCGGGGAAAAGCACCACGUGGACAUUGCCAACAACCUGACGCCCCGACACAUCGGCUGGCUCUCGGACCUGCCCGUCAUCCUCACCAUCAAACCCCUCUCCAUGUACGUCGUCCACGCAGGGCUCGUCCCCGGUGUCGACGUCGAUCGGCAGAAUCCUUGGGCCGUCAUGAACAUGCGUACCCUGGGCUACCCGCGCGAGGACAUCCGCCGGGAGGAGCAGGCGAGGCUUCAGCAGGGAUUGUCGGAAGUGCAGCCAUCACCGUCGAAGAGCAAACGCGCCGCCGAGGUCGACGUUGACCACGACCGCGACGUCGCCGUCCCCAUCGAGGACCACUCGGGCGAGCAUUGGCCCGACGCCUGGAAUCGCUGGCAGAAAAUGCUGCCCAAGGACAAGCGCCGCACCAUCAUCUACGGUCACGAUGCCAGGCGUGGCUACCUCGAGGACCUUCAUACCGUAGGCCUUGACACGGGGUGCGUUCGCGGCGGCGCCCUGACGGCCAUCAUCAUUGAGGGCACCAGAGGCGGCGGUUGGAAGCACCGACGAGAGCAGGUCUGGUGCUCAGAGCCGGCAUGA